Drosophila guanche is the source of this 765-nucleotide messenger RNA. RefSeq names its product apolipoprotein D-like. The record is from RefSeq and is a predicted model, not a curated record. Gene Ontology annotation, molecular function: pigment binding. Bases 108 to 701 code for a protein of 197 amino acids. Lineage: Eukaryota; Metazoa; Arthropoda; Insecta; Diptera; Drosophilidae. The transcript has 6 exons.
CACAUAUAAAGGUGAAUCUCAGCUGCACUAGCGCUCCAGUUCUAAGCUAGAAGUAGAACAGAAAUUCGUUUAUUUUCUGCAGCGCUAACUACAAAAAAUCUACCUAAAUGAUUCAGCAACGUUCGGGCUUGCAUUUCUUGCUGCUCAUCGCACUGCUGGCCGGCAGUGGAGUUUUGUUGGCGCACGCUCAGGUUCCCUUUCCCGGACAGUGUCCGGAGGUCAAAGUAAUGGAAGACUUCGAUGUGGAGGCGUACUUGGGCAUCUGGUAUGAGUAUAGCAAAUAUCCAUUUUCAUUUGAAACUGGCAAGAAGUGCAUCUACGCCAACUACUCGAUCAUUGACAGUGAAACGCUGUCCGUAGUGAAUGGCGGCAUCAAUCGACUCACUGGCAACCCCUCGAGCAUAAGUGGCACAGCGAAGGUUCUAGGCCCCGCACGACUGGCUGUGGCCUUUUAUCCAGGACAGCAAACGACAAAAGCCAACUAUCUGGUACUGGGCACCGACUACGAGUCGUUUUCCGUUGUCUACAGCUGCACUAACGUGGCAUCUCUGACUAAUAUCAAAUUCGCUUGGAUCUUAACCCGUGAGCGUGAACCCACAGCAGCGACCAUUGCCGCAGCCAAACAAAUCUUGGCUGAUAACAAAAUCUCGCAAUCCCCACUCAUCGAGACACAGCAGAGCAACUGCCCCAAAUUGGAAUAAAGUGGCAUUGAGAAGGGAUGAGUAUGGCUGCGAAGCUUCUACAUGCGUCUCUACAAUAUUUUAC